GCGAUUAUUGAUUAUAUGUUAAAACGACAUACCAAAAUAAAGAGGUGGCCUUUGGCCGUCCAUCUUUUUCGCGUCACACUGGCAGUUAGCGAGAGCAGCAGCACGAACAAGAAGACGCAUCUUCACGCUUCCAGACUGCCGUUUGGAUACAUUUUGUCCUACAUCUAUUGGCAAGACUCGGCUUUACUCUACAAUUUGUUCGAGAUUUUAUAUUUGUUACUAGUGUGCUGUUGUUUGUGCGUCAGCAUGGCCGUCGUCAUCCGUUUACAGGGACUGAGUGUCACAGCAGGUUCUGAGGAUAUUCGCAGCUUCUUCUCUGGCCUCAGAAUCCCAGAUGGAGGUGUGCAUAUUAUUGGUGGGGAGCUAGAUGAAGCUUUCAUUAUCUUUGCUUCUGAUGAAGAUGCAAGAAGAGCCAUGUUACGGUCAGGGAAGUUAAUCAAGGACUCACAAGUAACUUUGCUACUCAGCAGCAAAACAGAGAUGCAGAAUGUACUUGAAAGAACGACCAAAACGUGUGAGCGUGACAAGAAGAGGCAGUUUGAUGACAACGCUAGACAUGGUCAAAGAUCUGUGAACAUAGAGGUGGGAAGGAGAUCCAGUAGCCGAUCAGCUAUUAGCCCUUCCUCUCAGCACCAAAUGUCUUCAAACUCAGAAGACUUCUUUGGUGUGUUUCUGAAUGGGCUGCCUUUUUCUGUAAAUAAAAGGGAAAUCCAAGACUUUUUUGGUGGUUUACUCAUUGUGGAAAUUCUCCUACUAAAAAAUUUUAAGGGACUAAACAAUGGAAGAGGCUUUGUUAGAUUUGCAACGGAGCAAGAUUUGAUAAAAGCCCUGAAGAGGGAUCGGGAAUACAUUGGGUCAAGAUAUAUUGAGGUUAAACUGACAACAAUUCAUUACUGGCAUAAGGCCGUUAAUCAUAUUGAAAUGGAUCUCAACCCAGAUGACUACCUGGAAAGAGGGAGACCCCCUGUUCAUGGUCAGAGAAACCCCCAACAUCGUGAUCGAUCACGAUCACCCAUGUCUCAGAGGCAUAUUGCUCCAUCUGAUAAGGAAUACUGUGUGAUGUUGGAAAACCUGCCUUUUGGAAUAGAGCAAGUUGGUAUUAAACAGCUUUUUCCAAAAUCAAAGCUUGAGAAUGACCAGAUCCUGUUCGUUGCUGACAGUGAUCGAAGAAGAUCUAGAUCUGCAUUUGUACUCUUCAGGAGCAUUCGUGACUACUGUGAAGCUUUAAGUCAGGAGAAAAGAGAGUUUUGUAACCGAUGGAUUUAUACUCGUCCAAUCUCCAGAGAGAACAUGCUAAGGAUUCUGGAAUCUCAUAGUUCGGCUGUUAGGCCGUACAGAGAUUCUGAAAAGCAUCAGGAAAGAGCUCCAUCUCACCUCAAGGACUUGUAUGACUCUGAGAAAGCCUGCGUAUUUGUGAGGAACCUCCCAACUGAUGUGCGGAAAGUUGAGAUAAUUGAUUUCUUUCAUGGAUUUAAUGUCAUGGAGGACAGAGUUUGGGUUCUGCAUGACCAUAGAGGUGCUGGAGUUGGGCAAGCUUUGGUUCUCUUUGUGUCUGAAGCAGAGGCUGGAAAUGCAAUUACUCAAAAUGGACGCCGGUUUCUUGGGUCUGAAAUCACAAUGAAAUGUAUUUCACGUGCGCAGAUGAAACAGCUGGCUGCUGAGCCAGCAGAAAAACAAGAACCAUUGCCAAAAGAUGAACAGCACUUCAACAUGGGAAGUAAGUCGCUUUAUCCCUCUGGUGAUGUCUAUCCUGAUGUAAGGAAAGAUAGUUAUAUGACCAAUGCAAAUGUCAACGCCUGCAUGGGUUUUGACUACGAACAUUGUUCAGUGAGAUGUCGUUCUCCACAAGAUCUUGGAAAUGGGUUUCAUGGCAGGUUUGGUUCUCCUGAACAGCGUUUUGAUGGUCCCACUUGUGUACAGUUGGUGAACUUGCCAUUCCAAAUCAGACCUGAGGAAGUCUAUGAUUUCUGUUACGGAUAUCGUAUCAUACCUGGAUCUGUCUCUCUUCAGUACGAACAGAAUGGGAAAGCUAAAGGCUCUGCCACCUUGGUGUUUGAGUCUCGUAAGGAGGCUCUGCAUGCAGUUCAAGAACUAAGUGGAAGACCGAUCGGUCCAAGAAAAAUACAGUUGUUACUUGUCUGAUUGUGAAGUUACCUUUUGGGAUUAAGUCAUACUCUGACAGUGUUAAUGUACGUACUAAUAAUGUGCCAGAAUCAAUUAAUUGGAGUGUUUAGAGCGAUUUUUCGUAGCAUGGUUCUUGUGCUUUUUUGAUAUUGUUUUAAUGUAGUUUUUUCCCAUAAUGCAGUGAAACUGUCAGAAUAAGUUGCUUUUGACAUUGGGUUUGAAAAUGCUAAGUCAGCAGUAAUGACAACCACUGUUCCUUGCUUUUCUCAGUUGCUAAUAUGUUCAGUUUUACAAGAGUAUUGUAUAAUACAAAUACUAUUGGUCUGCUUUAUUUUCUUUUUAAAAUAAAGAAAAUCUCGAA
Messenger RNA from Nothobranchius furzeri (turquoise killifish), 2485 nucleotides. It is a transcript of the gene rbm12bb, whose product is annotated as RNA binding motif protein 12Bb. Gene Ontology annotation, cellular component: ribonucleoprotein complex. The record is from RefSeq and is a predicted model, not a curated record. Gene Ontology annotation, molecular function: RNA binding. Lineage: Eukaryota; Metazoa; Chordata; Actinopteri; Cyprinodontiformes; Nothobranchiidae.